AUGUCGAAUCAGCUUCUCGAUGAGACGAUUUUUACCAUAUCUAUUGUUGAAGAGUCUUAUGACGGGAAAGAAAACUCCUGGCAAUUGAAACUGAUAACAAAUUUCGUACAACCAGCAUUCUACGAGUUGAAGUAUCCUUUAUCCUCAGCCCAGGAUGCUGAAUUAGAAUGGUAUCUCGAGCAUUACGCCACGGAAGACCGAUUUUCAGAGUUAACAGUACGGAGCGCGUUACGAAUUCUGAAAUUAUAUCGAAAUGCAUUACUCCGUGCUCUUCGGGUUGUGCUUGCUUUCCUUCAACCCGAUGAUGUGUCGCUCCACCGUCGAAACACUCUACGCCUUCUAGUUCAAAGCCAAAAUACCGACACCCACUUUCAAUCAGUUCACUGGGAACUGUUAGAGGAUCAGUCAUUGUGGUCUAGAUACCUGUCAAAGGCAUCAGUGGUUCGUAUCGUUGGCGGAGCCCAGAUUGUGCGGCAGCCGUCCGGAACAUACAACGUCUUAUCGGGAUUCCGCUUCUCACCGAACAAAGAUGGUCGAGCCAUCGUGGAUGCAGAAGAAAUUGCUUCCGUUCUCGCAAAUACCGGAAUCCAAACGGUCGUCCUAAAUGCUUACUGGAGUGCACACAGCUCGCGUCGCAAUGCAAAAAAUCUGGCUUAUGCCCUUUGUCAGAAAGGAAUCGAGAAUGUAGUUGCGAUGUCGUCCACCGUCACAGCCUCUACCGCAUGCACUUUUAUCAAAGAAAUGUAUACAGAGUUCUACGUUAAUCACCAAAGCCUCUCAGAACCUGUUUAUCUAGCAAGAGACUCCCUCAGGCGUCGGCUAUGGAGACCAGGGCGAUUUGGAAGUCGCAUCACCCUGCAAGACGAGUUUGCUCCAGUAUUCUACAGCCAGGAAGAGAGUGACCUUCGAUGGGACCUGUUGCAAUAUAAGGAAUUGGCAGUCAGACCCGCCGGGCUACCUCCGACAGAGUAUCAUAGAAUAAAUGAGUACGGUCUCCGCGCAAUUGAACAAGCUGCUUCGACAGACUCUGUCGUCCUUCUUUCGGAGGACGGUGGAGUUAGCAAAUUGUGCCUUGCGUCCCAAUUAGCUCUGUGGUGGCAACAGACUGGGUUCGUAGAAAGUUACCGUAUCCUCAGUGCAUUUACCGACAAAGAUACGUUGCUAAGUGACAAUAUCUACACCUGGAUCGCUGCAAGAGACAGCUCGAGCGGGGAAGAUACCUAUCUCUCAGGUCGCCGGCUUCUCGUUAUCGACGACUUCGAAAAUUUCCUGUUCAUGUUCAAGUUUGUUCUGCAGACCGAGGAGAGAAUCGAAAGAAUAAAGGUCGUUGUCCAAGAACUAAUAUCGAUUUUUCGGGCUCCUGGGAACCGCGCGAUUUUGCUCCUCAUCUCGCGUAUUACGCCUUCCCUUCCCUUCUCCACGAGAUCCAGCCGCCCAUACAAAAGAUUACUCUGCCUAGCUAGAACCUUGACGACGCUUUUAGCCUAG
Penicillium daleae is the source of this 1488-nucleotide messenger RNA. RefSeq lists its product as uncharacterized. NCBI's taxonomy places the organism in Eukaryota, Fungi, Ascomycota, Eurotiomycetes, Eurotiales, Aspergillaceae. The record is from RefSeq and is a predicted model, not a curated record. The coding region runs from base 1 to 1488 and encodes 495 amino acids. The transcript is spliced from 2 exons.